Messenger RNA from Vitis vinifera (wine grape), 1954 nucleotides. RefSeq names its product polygalacturonase QRT3. The transcript has 3 exons. Lineage: Eukaryota; Viridiplantae; Streptophyta; Magnoliopsida; Vitales; Vitaceae. The coding region runs from base 245 to 1762 and encodes 505 amino acids. The record is from RefSeq and is a predicted model, not a curated record. Gene Ontology annotation, molecular function: polygalacturonase activity.
UGGUACGGGGUCCUUAAAGUAAAAGUUGGUAUCUGCCUCAAGAAUUCGCAGAGCAAAAGCAAUUGAUAUAUUAAACAAACAUCUAAAGGAGCUUUGUGGGUGUUGUUUGUAUGAUCCAAUUUCUUAACAGAUGCCACAAUUUCUUACAAAAUCUUAGCUCAGCCCCACUCUUUCCAUGUCCCAAUUCUAUAUACCCUUUCCCCAUUGCUUCUUCUUUGUUCAUUUCUAGCUUUGAACAGUAAAAAUGGAAGCAAUAUCAGUGUCUAUGUUAAUGGGGUUGGCCAUGGCCAUGGCUAGCUUGCUUAUAAUCCGGGUUUCCGGCCAAGAUUCUCCGGUGGAUCACUUUUCCGGGGGACAUUACAGCCAACAAAUGCGAAAAAUGAAAGCCCUGAAGACCUCAUUGCUCCGCCGUGACUCGGUUUCUCUUCCCCCGAGCUCAGCCGCUGCUCCUUCUCCUAGCGGGAGUCCUUCACAGGUCGGAUCAGCUCCACGUCUGUAUCUCGUGACAUCGUACGGUGCGGAUCCAACGGGAGUGGCCGAUAGUACGGAGGCCAUUCUUGGGGCGUUAUCGGACGCGUUUAAGGGGCCCAGUGACGGGGUCUUGAUGGAGGGAAUUGCAAAUCUGGGAGGUGCACGGAUUGAUCUGGAAGGCGGCAGUUACCUGAUCAGCAGACCCCUGAGGUUUCCGGCCACCGGCGCUGGAAACAUAAUGAUCCAUGGAGGAACACUGAAAGCAUCGGAUAAUUUUCCGGCUGAUGGCUACCUCAUUGAUUUAUCUUCUAGCUCUAGCAACCAGAAGAAAGAAAACAACCAGACCACCGUGGCUGACCAGCUAAUUUCUUCAUCAUCAACCUAUAACUACGAAUUCAUCAGCCUCAGAGACCUCAUGUUGGAUUCCAACUACCGGGGCGGCGGCAUUGCAGUCAUAAACUCUCUCAGAACCACCAUAGACAACUGCUACAUCGCCCAUUUCAACACCACCGGAAUCCUCAUCCAAGGUGGCCACGAGACCCUCGUCCACAGCUCCUUCCUCGGUCAGCACAUCACCGCCGGGGGCGACCCCGGUGAGAGGAGCUUUUCCGGCACGGCCAUAAACAUCGUCGGCAACGAUAACGCCAUCACCGACGUGGUAAUAUAUUCAGCGGCAGUGGGCGUGAUGGUGUCCGGCCAAGCCAACACCCUCUCCGGGGUUCACUGCUAUAACAAAGCCACUGGGUUCGGGGGCACCGGGAUAUACCUCAAGCUGCCGAGCUUGACACAGACCCGGAUCGUGAACUGUUACUUGGACUACACCGGGAUUGUUGCAGAAGACCCAGUUCAGCUACAUAUCUCUAGCAGCUUCUUCCUGGGCGAUGCCUACAUCGUCUUCAAGUCCAUUAAUGGCGUAGCCAGAGGGGUCAGCGUGGUGGGCAACAUGUUCAGUGGGUCAGGAAAAGGGGUGGAGAUUGUUCAGUUGGAUCAGAAGAAUGGACCCUUCAAGGAGAUUGAUCAAGUGGUUGUCGAUGGAAACAAUGUGAAUGGAAUGAAGGUGAGAGCCACAGUUGGAAGGGACUCAACUCAAGGUAAUGGAACCUCAUGGAGUAUUGACUUCAAUCCAAUUCUUCUGUUUCCUAACCAUAUAAGACAUGUACAAUACUCCCUCCUAACUACCGCUGGCUCCUCCUUCCCUCUCCAUGCCCUGAGAAAUGUGUCCGGUAACCGGGUUGUGAUCGAAUCCAAUGUUGCAGUUCCGGCAAGUGUUUUUGUCACGGUGGAUCAAUGAAUCGCAUCUGGGGCCAAGCUGAUUAGCCCAGUUUCAAGGGUUGGAGUGAUCCUACUACUAAUUCAUACAUGUUGUAUGCCAAGAAAAGUUGUUGAAACUAAUCAAUGAUUUUAACUUAUACUUCGUUCCCAAGGUGGAAAUAUACUUUUGAUCAUCAUCCAUAUGUUCAAAUGUCAAAGCCUUUUGAGUCGA